AUGACGCACCUGACAACAGCACCAAUCUCAGCCUCAAAGCGCACAAGCAAAGGCAAAACCAUUGCUAAGAGCGGGCCGGUGCAUGUUCCCAAAGUCGAAGGCAAUGACAUUACCCAGUCUUCACAGCCGUGUCCGUACGACUCUAAGUCAUAUCAUUCAUUUGCUAGAAUUGAGAAACGACGUUACAGUUUUUGCGGUAUGCGAGGCCCAAAGAUAGUGCCUAAUGAACCGUGUGAUGCCUGCAAAUCGGGGGGUCCAGGUUCACAUAUCAAUGAAGACUGUAUGCAGGACGACAACCGAAGGAGACAUUCUGCAGCUGAACCAAGCCCUCUUGCCCAUCUUGCCGACAGCAGUUCCUCGGUACUCCUAGGGCCUCGUCCUGUGACGCCAGAACGUGCUACGAGGAGGAUCGGCAAUCCACCAAGAGUCUCAAAACUUCCCCCUGGCAUUAUUCGGCUACCCGCAUCAGGCUCUCCCGUGAGCCAACAUCAUACGGCUGCUUCAAGGCCGCCAUCUAGGCUGGGAAACGCAUCUCCUAUUGAUUUAGAACACAUCGACUUUUUUGGUAACAGCAGCAAAACUGAGACUACGAUAAGACCUGCGAGUCCAAAAUUGCAUUACUUACGCGCCCUGCCAAAUUCUUGGGACUUCCCGUUCGUGCAUAGAAAUGAGAUUCCUGGGCAUGCAAUUGCUCUUCAUGCUGGAUCAGCAAGUCCCCUGAUUGAUCGAAGCAACACCCCGAAAAGCUCCUCAAGUGCGUGUGGGCCACCAGACUAUUCUAACACGGUAUACUAUGGCGAUAGAAAACCACUCCAUCCUGCAAGUCGAUCCUCUACACCUAGGCCGCAAGUUACAACGGUUGUGGUAAAAGAGGCUCAAGAGAGCGGAAGAGCGGUCAUCGAUCUCCAAGCUUCAUCCUUGGACACUGUGCUGGCUGGGAGUGAAGUCUACAGAAGACGCUCUCCACAGCAAACCUCAGCAGCGACAUAUUCACAACCAGUGGUCAAUGCUACAGACAGUGAGACCACCUUUGGAAGUCAAGACACCAAGAGUUCAAGGCUCGGUGGUAUGCGACUUGAGCUCAAAGGUGGCAAACCCUCCGGCGAUGCUACACCAAGGCUUAGAGGCGGCAGUGGGCGCAGGCCAUCCACAAAUACAUUUAGCUUCAAGCUCAAAAGAUGGCUGCUGACCUGCCAUGGCCCAUGCCCUGACGACCUCCUCGACACUGAUAGCGAUGCUGAUCUUCCUCCACCGCGAGUUGUAACACCUGAGCGGGUUGCAAGAAUGCAGCACAAGAUGAACGGACGCGCGCCACUGCCAGCUCAUUUGUCGAGAGGAGCACAUGCAACAAGGACCGAUCGACCAAGCAUGCAAGGUCUACCUCCCGCUGUCAACUUCACCACCAAAACCUCUGGCUCCCCAAGAAGGUCCAUUUCCUCCCGCCUCUCUACCCUUAGUCUCCCACCACUUCCAUUCCGCCGAUCAGACUCACUUGCUAAUCAGCAUCCUCAUCUCACUCUACCGGAGGUCCCCAGACCACCAUCCGCGCAUCUUCGUGGCGGGGCAGACUCUUCAGACAGGCUUCCACCAACUCUGUACUGGCUGGCUGGCGGUACUGGCAGGAAGCCUAUUCGCUUCAGUAGCUGGAAGCGAUCGCUUCCGAAAAAGAGAAUGGGCGGGCUUUUCGGUAUGGCUGUCUUUGGCAAUAAGUACGGGCAGGCAUACAAGACGGAACCUAGCGCAGAAGUGGAUAGGCCGUGCUCGUCGAGCAUUGAGGUGAAAGGGGCCGAUGUGGCGAACGUGAAAGACGCGCAGCGUGUUCCCGACGAUCUCGGUGAGAGUACUAGCUCAAGCACAAGUUCGAGCGCAUCAAUAGCAGAUGAUACUUUGAGGGAAGUGACUGUAGGUGUGGAGGAGGCUGUACCUGCCGUAGAUGCUGGAUCUGAGCAGCGAGCGCUUGCGCCAUCGCCCACUGAAAUUGUGGACGAUAUACCGCUGUGCAGCGGCGCAUUGCCGGUGGAAUCUGCUGAGGACUUACAGGUACUCAGAUCAGCUCAUCCCACGCCAGCUGAUGCGAGCGAGGCACAAGAUACUGCUGUGGAAGUAGAGAAGAAUCGUGAGGUGUGA
Messenger RNA from Boeremia exigua, 2127 nucleotides. RefSeq lists its product as uncharacterized. NCBI's taxonomy places the organism in Eukaryota, Fungi, Ascomycota, Dothideomycetes, Pleosporales, Didymellaceae. Bases 1 to 2127 code for a protein of 708 amino acids. The transcript has a single exon. The record is from RefSeq and is a predicted model, not a curated record.